This is a messenger RNA of Arthroderma uncinatum, 921 nucleotides long. RefSeq lists its product as uncharacterized. NCBI's taxonomy places the organism in Eukaryota, Fungi, Ascomycota, Eurotiomycetes, Onygenales, Arthrodermataceae. The record is from RefSeq and is a predicted model, not a curated record. The coding region runs from base 1 to 921 and encodes 306 amino acids. The transcript is spliced from 3 exons.
AUGGCAUCUAUGGACGAAGCAGGAAAGGAUACGGGCCUUAACUGUGCGCCGAACCCUUCGAACGAUCCUACCACGCGAUCAGAGACCGAACGACUUUCACAUGACAAGUCCAUUCAGACCUCAGCUCCCGCUUCACCGGAGAAUAUGCGCACGCUCGAAGAGGAACAGGGCGUGUUGACCCAGCAGGACCGGACCGUGGAAGACUCCGCUAUCAAUCCCGUCGUUGGAUCGAAAGAUACCGAGCCGCAGCCAUCACAACAGUCGCCUUCGUCCUCAGAACAGCAACAACAACAACAACAAGAACAGCCACAGCAAUCACAGCAGCCGUUACAACAGGAACAACGGGGAGAGUCUGAAACUGAAACGAAGCCAGAAACAAAACCGGAGGCUGCUGGUGAUGUUGAUCCAGCGUCACCGGAAAAUGCCUGUCAAUCGAGUAUUGGAGCAGCGGUAGACGGCCAGCCUUCCAGCUCUGCAUACCAAUCCCAAGUCGCCCCUAUUUCCGACAACGACGGACCUACUUUAUUGCUAAAUAUCCUCCUUACCUCCGGCGGCAAACACCCCUUUAAACUUGAUGGAAAAUACCUACGGAAGCGGGAGGUGAAUGUGACCGACAAUGACCCCUUUAACAUGACUGUAUAUACGUUAAAGGAAUUAAUAUGGAGAGAAUGGAGAUCAGACUGGAUAUCCCGCCCAUCCUCGCCCGCGGCUAUCCGUCUGAUAUCAUUUGGGAAGAUGUUGGAUGAUAAAGCACCCCUCUCCGACUGUAGAUUCAACCGGGAAGGCCCGAACGUUGUUCACAUGACCGUUAAGCCACAGGUGAUAAUCGACGAGGAGGAUUCGAAGGCUACAAAAAGCACCCAGAGCCGGGACCACGAGGAGAGCGAAAGAAGCCCUGGCUGCCGCUGUGUCAUUUUAUAG